Amborella trichopoda is the source of this 4854-nucleotide messenger RNA. RefSeq names its product carbamoyl phosphate synthetase B (gene CARB). The record is from RefSeq and is a predicted model, not a curated record. Gene Ontology annotation, biological process: L-glutamine metabolic process. Gene Ontology annotation, molecular function: carbamoyl-phosphate synthase (glutamine-hydrolyzing) activity; ATP binding; metal ion binding. Gene Ontology annotation, cellular component: cytoplasm. NCBI's taxonomy places the organism in Eukaryota, Viridiplantae, Streptophyta, Magnoliopsida, Amborellales, Amborellaceae.
GAUCCAGAUAGAGAGCUUUAGACAGAGAGAGAAUUUCCAGAGAAAGCGAUGGGGGCCUGCAUUUUGCCUGUUCCCAGGGAAAGGCAGCUGGUCCCCAUCCCACAAAUUGAGGAUAAGCAGUGAUAGAUUAACCCAUUUUUAGAUAUUAACUCAGAUAUUAUCCGUAAUGUUACAAAAGUUGUUAAAGUCUAUACUUUACUGAUUAAGAAUUUGUCUGCAAAGGUUUAGGGCAACGACAAAUCUCAUCCUUACUCAGAUGGUUAUUAUAUGGUUAGCAUGACUCUACGUUCACUGCUAAUUUUAGUGCAGGGGUUUGCCCUAAAAUCAUUCCAAGAUAAGAGAAUAACCUAAAAAUGGCGCUCUAGCUCCAUUGACUUAACUUUUCAGGAGUUUUAAGGUAAUCCGUUCUCUCUCUUUUGAGGAAUAAUCGAGAAAAUUAGAGCUUUUUUGUUGGAUUGCUUGCGUAUAUUGGCUUGUUUUCGUGAAAAAAGGUUCAGAGACUGGGUUUGCCUCAAAAUUUUGGUCUAGGUUUACUUGCAUUCGAGGUUUUUCCAGUGUUUUUCUUGAUUCAUGGUGCUGAAAGUGAUCUCCAAUAAUCUGUGAAGCCCUUGUUUUUUCCUGUGAUGUUCAUACUUUGGGUUGUGGUUUAGCAGUUGUUUUCAUCACAAACCCAGCCGAGUCCUGUUCAUGGUGCCACAAUUGAUAUCGUCUCAUCUGUAAAACCCUGGUUUUCAUUGUGGUCUUCAUACUUUAAACCUCAGUUUUCGUUGUGAUAUUCACUCUUUUUCUUCCAAGAUCAGUUCUUGUUGUAUAGAGAUCAUUCUAGGGCAUAAAAAUGGCGACAUGCAUUCGACCAUGUGACUACAGGUUCUCCUGCAAAUCACCCCUAAACCCCAUCUUCUUCUACUCUAGAUUAAAACACCUCCCUGCUCGAAAACUCCAUGUUUCGCAAAUCCCCAAAAUGUCAUUGAAAAAACGCAAUGAUUCUUUGCAAAUUCGCGCUGAGUCCAACGGUGGCAACCUAGAAACCCUUCAACCAAACCCUUUCCAGAUAUUAUCAGAAAAUGGGGUUCCAAGAGGUAAGAGAACCGACAUCAAGAAGAUAAUGAUCUUGGGUGCUGGUCCCAUAGUGAUUGGGCAAGCAUGUGAAUUCGACUACUCUGGUACUCAAGCAUGCAAGGCUUUACGAGAAGAGGGAUAUAAAGUUGUGCUCAUAAACUCAAACCCUGCAACUAUAAUGACCGACCCUGAGAUGGCUGAUAAAACCUACAUUUCACCCAUGACCCCAGAACUAGUAGAGCAGGUCCUUGCAAAAGAGAGGCCUGAUGCCCUUCUUCCAACCAUGGGUGGCCAGACUGCUCUCAAUCUUGCCGUAAACUUGGCGGAAAGUGGUGUGUUGGAUCGAUUGGGGGUCGAGCUUAUUGGGGCUAAGCUUGAUGCCAUUAAAAAGGCAGAGGAUAGAGACUUGUUUAAGCAAGCGAUGGCAAACAUUGGGCUAAAGACCCCACCCUCUGGUAUUGGAACCACCUUAGAGGACUGCUUAGACAUUGCCAACUUUAUCGGUGAAUUCCCUCUUAUUAUAAGGCCUGCAUUCACCCUUGGUGGAACAGGGGGUGGGAUUGCUUAUAAUCGUGAGGAGUUCGAAGCAAUAUGUAAGUCAGGUCUUGCUGCUAGCUUGACUUCUCAGGUUCUGGUCGAGAAAUCUUUGUUGGGAUGGAAGGAAUAUGAGCUUGAAGUAAUGAGGGAUUUAGCUGAUAAUGUGGUGAUUAUUUGUUCAAUCGAGAACAUCGAUCCAAUGGGUGUGCACACUGGGGACUCAAUCACAGUUGCCCCUGCUCAAACUUUGACUGACAAGGAGUAUCAAAGACUUAGGGAUUACUCGAUUGCGAUAAUUAGGGAGAUUGGGGUGGAAUGUGGAGGAUCAAAUGUUCAAUUUGCUGUGAAUCCAAAAGAUGGGGAGGUCAUGGUGAUUGAGAUGAACCCAAGGGUGUCUAGGUCUUCGGCUCUGGCAUCGAAGGCCACUGGUUUUCCUAUUGCGAAGAUGGCUGCUAAGUUGUCAAUUGGGUACACAUUGGAUCAGAUACCAAAUGACAUUACUAAGAAAACUCCUGCUAGUUUUGAGCCAUCCAUAGACUAUGUGGUGACUAAGAUACCUCGGUUUGCAUUUGAGAAGUUCCCAGGUUCUCAACCGAUACUGACAACCCAGAUGAAGUCAGUCGGUGAGUCAAUGGCUUUAGGUCGUACAUUUCAAGAAUCAUUUCAGAAGGCGGUUAGAUCACUAGAGACAGGACAUCCAGGGUGGGGUUGUGAGCCUGCUAAGGAAUUGGACUGGGAUUGGGAACAACUCAAGUAUAGCCUUCGCGUUCCUAAUGCAGAUCGAAUUCAUGCAAUAUAUGCAGCGAUGAAGAAGGGAAUGCGGGUUGAACAGAUUCAUGAGCUCACCCUUAUUGACCCAUGGUUUCUUUCGCAGCUUAGAGAGCUCUUGGAUGUUGAAAUGUUCCUUUCAGCCACAAACUUGUCUCAACUCACCAAAGAAGAUUUUUAUGAAGUAAAGAAGAGGGGUUUCAGUGAUAGACAGAUUGCCAAUGCAACAUCAUCCACCGAGAGAGAUGUACGUGUUAGGAGAUUGUCUUUGGGUGUGACUCCAGUGUAUAAGAGAGUUGAUACUUGUGCUGCAGAGUUUGAAGCUGAUACACCUUAUAUGUAUUCAUCAUAUGAUUAUGAUUGUGAGUCUGCCCCCACUAAGAAGAAGAAGGUGUUGAUAUUGGGUGGUGGACCAAACCGUAUUGGACAGGGUAUUGAGUUUGAUUAUUGCUGUUGUCAUGCAUCUUUUGCUCUUCAGGCAGCUGGUUAUGAAACCAUAAUGAUGAACUCAAACCCAGAGACGGUCUCAACUGACUAUGACACCAGUGACCGCCUCUACUUCGAGCCCCUCACAGUUGAGGACGUCCUCAAUGUCAUCGACCUCGAGCGUCCUGAUGGGAUCAUCGUUCAGUUUGGGGGCCAGACCCCACUUAAGCUUGCCCUCCCGAUACAACACUUCUUGGACCAUCACAAACCCAUGGCCGCAAGUAAUCUAGGCCCAAUUCGCAUUUGGGGCACAUCCCCUGACUCCAUAGACGCAGCUGAAGACCGAGAACGAUUCAAUGCCAUCCUUAAUGAGCUUGGAAUCGAGCAACCGAAAGGGGGGAUAGCAAAGAGUGAAGCUGAUGCUUUAGAGAUUGCAAGAAAAGUUGGGUACCCAGUUGUGGUCAGGCCCUCUUAUGUUCUUGGCGGGCGGGCCAUGGAAAUAGUGUAUAGUGAUGAGAAGCUUGCUCGGUACCUCGAAAAUGCAGUGGAGGUGGACCCUGAGAGGCCUGUGUUGGUUGAUAGGUACUUAUCAGAUGCUUGUGAGAUUGAUGUUGAUUCUUUGUCGGAUUUGGAUGGUAAUGUGGUGAUUGGGGGUAUAAUGGAGCACAUUGAGCAGGCAGGGGUGCACUCCGGUGACUCAGCAUGCUCACUCCCUACAAAGACAGUGCAACCUAAGUGCCUGGAAACCAUCAGGACUUGGACUAAGAAGUUAGCUAGACGUCUCCAGGUUUGCGGCCUGAUGAACUGUCAGUAUGCUAUAACAGCCUCCGGGGACGUGUUCCUCUUGGAGGCAAACCCCCGAGCCUCACGCACUGUCCCCUUCGUCUCCAAAGCCAUUGGGCACCCCCUCGCCAAGUACGCCUCCCUUCUCAUGUCAGGUCUAUCCCUCAAAAACCUCGACUUCACCCACGAGGUCUUACCCCGUCAUGUCUCUGUAAAGGAGGCCGUUCUCCCCUUUGAAAAGUUCCAAGGCUGCGAUGUCCUCCUUGGCCCUGAGAUGCGAAGCACUGGUGAGGUCAUGGGGAUCGACUUUGACUUCCCAAUGGCCUUCGCAAAGGCGCAAAUAGCUGCUGGCCAAAGGCUCCCCCUCUCAGGGGUCGUUUUCUUGAGCUUUAACGACCUAACAAAACCCCAUUUGGGGGCCAUAGCUCGUGGUUUUGUGGGAUUAGGGUUUCGUAUUGUGGCCACUUCAGGCACUGCAGGGAUGCUUGAGUUGGAGGGGGUUCCAGUUGAUCGUGUGCUCAAAUUGCAUGAAGGGAGGCCUCAUGCGGGGGAUAUGAUUGCAAAUGGGCAAAUCCAUGUGAUGGUCAUUACUAGCUCGGGGGAUGACUUGGACCAGAUUGAUGGGAGGCAAUUGAGGAGGAUGGCACUUGCUUACAAAGUACCAAUUAUCACAACAGUGGCGGGGGCACUGGCAACAGUGGAGGCUAUACGGAGCAUGAAGAGGAUCCCGGUGGAAACAAUUGCCCUCCAGGAGUACUUUGAGCAGUCGGCAGAUGUGAGACAGGAGUUGCGGCCGGCUGGGGCUGUUUGAUGAGAGAGAGAGAGGGAGAGUCUUUCUUUGCGCCCUUGGGAGCCAAGCUGUGGAUGUUUGUUUUUAGCUUCAGCUCUUUGGUGCCGGGAAAACUUUCGAUUACUUUUUUGCAUGUGUCAGUAGUGGUGUUGGUGGUGUGGUGGUAAGGUCGGGGAUUGAGGCCAGAUGAGGGUCCCAAGUUUCUCGCAUUCUAGUCUUGGAUAUAGGAGUUUUGAGUGUUGAAUGGUGUUGUAUUAUUUACGAGUUGCUUCCUGAUCCAUAUGAAAGUAGCUGUAGUCCUGUUCGUUCGCGUCUUAUAUCAAAUUUUGGGGUGGUUCUCUCUUGUUUCUGGUGGUGGUCUCUUUUCUUCUUUUUUUUAACGUACCAGGGGCUCAAUGAGGGCCCAUAGUAGUAGUGUAACGAUGCCUGAGGCAAUGGGUGCUGUUCUAAGAUAUUUGAGCUGUUAUAUCAUCAAUUCAUCAUUCAUUGAA